AUGAUGAGAACAAGGCAUGAUCAAGAUGAACAAUCUCGAGCUUUCUACGAGCUAUCCGCCAUCGUUCUAAACCUCCUCCGUUCUUCUCCACCGUCACGGCGUUUGCCUCCGCCUCAAAUCACCCCCGCGGGAUUCGCCUCCAUGUUUCUUGGAAUCUCGCUGUCUCUUAUGCUAUGUGGAUCGGUCACGUUCUUCAUCGGCUUCGUGUUGAUGCCCUGGGUCAUAGGAUUGUUUAUGGUCCUCUACGUCGCUGGAAUCGUCACGACUCUCUCCGAUUUCGGUACUUUUAUUUUCCGUUACCUUCCGACGGCGCCAGAGCCGCGUAAAGAUGUUCCAGCAUGGUAG
This is a messenger RNA of Vicia faba (fava bean), 345 nucleotides long. Lineage: Eukaryota; Viridiplantae; Streptophyta; Magnoliopsida; Fabales; Fabaceae. The record is from the annotation of a GenBank genome assembly.